AUGCAAAGUACCGAUUCCGCCAAGCAGCCUCCAAAGAAAAAACAACGCAACAAAAGCAAGCAGAACAAAGGAACUAUCAAGUUGAAAGCCUGGGGCAAGGAGACAGCUGUCGUAAAAUUGUCCACAAAAGAUGCUAACAAAAAUAUUAAAUUACUUAAUUCUGAAAUUGGCACUCUUAAAAAACAAAAUUUAGAUCUCAAAGAAUCUCAUCUAGAUCUUCAAUGCCGCACGAUGAGAGACAAUUUGUUGUUCUUUGGUUUUCCGGAAGAUGAAGUAGAAGAUCCAAAAGAGCUCAUUCUGAACUUAUGUGUUAAGGAAUUAAAAAUUGAAAAUCCACGAGACAUUAAAAUAGAGAGAAAACGCAAGCAGGGAAAACCUCGACAUAUUGUUGCGAAGUUUAACUCCUUUGUUGACCGUGAAAAAAUUCGUCUUUCUAGUAAAAACCUUAAGGAUACCAGAUACGGUAUACAAGAACAGUUCCCAAAGGAAAUUAAAGAAAGACGAAAUGCUCUAAUUCCUCUUUGGAAACGCGCACGGUCAGAAAAUAAAAAAGCCGUACUCAUAACUGACAAGUUGUUCGUUGAUGGCCGCAGGGUGUAUCCUCCGGGAGCGGAUCCAGAUCACGAACCAAUGACAUAG
Messenger RNA from Ostrea edulis (European flat oyster), 639 nucleotides. RefSeq lists its product as uncharacterized. Lineage: Eukaryota; Metazoa; Mollusca; Bivalvia; Ostreida; Ostreidae. The transcript has 2 exons. Bases 1 to 639 code for a protein of 212 amino acids. The record is from RefSeq and is a predicted model, not a curated record.